Rubroshorea leprosula is the source of this 1354-nucleotide messenger RNA. NCBI's taxonomy places the organism in Eukaryota, Viridiplantae, Streptophyta, Magnoliopsida, Malvales, Dipterocarpaceae. The record is from the annotation of a GenBank genome assembly.
GGGAUAGUUGUUGAAGAGAACCAGCAAAGUUUGGAACUUUGGAGGAGAAAUCGUUGUCGGAAGAGGAACAGAAUGCGGGUCAAGAUGUACAGUUUGUUCGAUUCCAAGGUGAUCUUAGUGUUGUUGAUGUCGAUGAUUCUCUGCGAUUCGGUCGCCGAUGGUUCUUCCGGUGACACCACUAUGCACACUAACAACUGGGCUGUUUUGGUUUGCACCUCUCGUUUCUGGUUUAACUAUCGGCACAUGGCCAACACAUUAUCCUUGUAUAGGACAGUUAAGCGGUUAGGAAUCCCUGAUGAGAGGAUAAUUCUCAUGCUGGCAGAUGACAUGGCGUGCAAUGCUAGAAAUAGGUAUCCUGCUCAAGUUUUCAACAAUGAGAACCACAGGCUUAACCUAUAUGGAGAUAAUGUGGAGGUAGAUUAUCGAGGCUAUGAAGUAAGUGUGGAAAACUUUUUGCGGGUAUUGACUGGACGUCAUGAGACUGCUGUUCCCAGAUCAAAGCGUCUUUUGAGUGAUGAGGGAAGUCACAUUCUUCUAUACAUGACAGGGCAUGGCGGAGAUGAAUUUUUGAAAUUUCAAGACUCAGAAGAGCUCCAGAGUCAUGAUUUAGCUGAUGCUGUGAAACAGAUGAAAGAAAAGCAUAGAUUCAAGGAGUUGUUGAUAAUGGUGGACACUUGUCAAGCAUCCACUCUCUUCAAUCAGCUUCAAUCUCCUGGUGUUUUGGCUAUUGGAAGUAGCAUGAAAGGAGAGAAUUCAUAUUCACAUCACUUGGACUCUGAUGUUGGUGUAUCUGUUGUUGAUCGUUUUACGUAUUACACCCUUGCCUUCUUUGAGAGACUACAUAUUUAUGAUAAUGCCUCAUUAAGCAGUUGGUAUGUAGCAAUGUUUUUGUACUCGGUCUGGUGGCUGAUCCGUUUUGGUCAUCGGUUUGGUUCAACAGUUCACUCGAUCGGUUCAAUUGAGACGAAGGGCUUGCGUUUUGGUUUUGCUUCUGCAGAGACAAAGGACUGGAAGCCGCAGAUGGAGGCCACGAGCAAGCAACAGGUUCUCGAUUUCUGGCUGAGAUCCGAGGAGGUAGUUGUGGAGUCACCGACGGCUGAGAUUGGGGAGGCAGUUGGUCGCCAAGACAAAGGACUAGAAACCGUAGACAAAGGCCACGAGCGAGCAGCAGGUUCGCGAUCUCUAGCUGAGAUCGGGCAGGGAAAGGCCGGCGGUGAUGACUGGUGCGUGGUACUGGUGGUGGUCUGGUGGUGUUGUUCUUCUAUUCCCCUGCUCUCUUUUGUUUCUAAUUUCUCUUGGGUUUGCUUUUGCAAUUUGCUGCGAUUUUAAUUUUUAAUUAAAGUUAAUGGUGUGG